UCUUUAACCGGCUCGGCUCGCGACGGUUCCAAUCCGCAACGGUCUGUUCCCCAAGAUGGCGGCGUGUUCCCACCAGCGGGUGGACAGCGGGGCGCCAGACACCGACUCCGAGCUAGGCCCCGGCACCGGCCCCGCCGACACAAUGGUGGACGAGCUGCCGGCCCUGACGCCGCAGGAAAUCGAGCUGCGGCUGCAGAGAACCCGCAAGGAACUGAGCAACAGGAGGAAGAUCCUGGUGAAGAACCUGCGGUCGGACAGCAGCAACCAGGAAAUACAUGAAUUGCUGAAAGAUUAUGAAUUGAAAUAUUGCUAUGUGGAUAAGAACAAAGGAACGGCUUUUGUUACUUUGCUGAAUGGAGAGCAAGCAGAGAACGCCAUUUGCAAAUUUCACAAGUCCAUUUUCCAGGAAAGAGAGAUAACUGUUCAACUGCAAUCUACGGAUAGCUUGCUCUGCGUUACUCAGCUGCCCCUUUCCUAUACACAACAACAGUUUGAGGAUCUGGUCCGUCUACAUGGAAACCUGGAGCGGUGCUUCCUUGUUUAUAGUGAGACCACUGGACAUUCAAAAGGUUAUGGUUUUGUGGAAUACAUGAAGAAGGAUUCUGCUUCUCGAGCUAAAUCUGAACUUAUGGGCAAACAGCUAGGAUCUUGCAUCCUAUAUGUUCAGUGGACAGAUGCUGAUCAACUGUCAUCUGAUUUCCUUCAUUCAAAGUGCCUUUGCAUCGAUAAAAUUCCCCAUGAUUACAAAGACUCAGAGGAGCUGACGCAGUUCUUCUCACAGAUGUUUAAACCAGUUUUCUGUCAGCUUGCCCAAGGCUCAGGUAGCCAUCCUUCUUUUGCAGUAGCUGAGUACGAGACUGCUGACCAAACUGAAUUAGUUCAGCGAUCUGCUAAUGGAAUGCUUAUUGGGGGCAGCCAUGUCCAUAUUUCAUUUUGUGCUCCGGGGCCUGCAGGACGCUGUACUCUGGCAGCACUUAUUGCCGCCCAGAGGUUGUUGCUAAAUAGCAGAAAGGGCCUUCUUCCUGAACCCAACCCUUUGCAAUUCAUGAACACCCUGAGUAAUCCUGCUGUAUUGCAGCUGCUACUGAGACCUAACUUCAAUGGACAAGCUGGCAAAAAAAGUAUGCUGGGGAAUACUUUGGGUCUGCCAACUUUGCAGAAUCCUGCACUGACUGCGGCCCUACUUCAAAUAAAUCAAGCACAACAGAAUGCUGCAUUAGGAAAUGGAUUGUUUCAGAAUCUACUGCGAAUGCAAGUGGCACAACAACAACAACUGCUUUUGAACAAAGAGAAUCCAGCAAUCAACAAUAAGUCCAGUUUACUCGGAGACCCCUCCAUAUUGCUUCAGGGAGUAAUGGGAAUUGGACCAACUAUGACAACUAAUCCUGGGAAAGGGAUUUUGGCUGAACCACCAACGGGUAUUCCAAUUUCUGCAUUUAGUGCUGAAUUUGCUAAAGCCCAGCCACAAUUGGGAACUUUGCCAUUUUGCUCCAAGUUCUUGGGACAACAUGUGACUGAGCAGAAAGCCCUCUUGGAAAACCCAAAUCUGCUCCUAGGGCCAUUUCCACUCUCUGCUCCUAUUAGCCACUCUCAUCUUCAAGGCAGUCCCAAUUUUGCUCUGGGCAAUUUAUUGGCCUGCCACCAAAAGCAGCAAACUCGGCCAACUUCUAUGAAUGGGACUUUUUGGAAUGCUGCAGUGGGCAACCAACCGUCAUUGCUUGGAGUUCCACCAAAUGAUGUAACAACAUCACACAAUCCAUAUCUUAGCUUUGGAAAUAUAGUGCCGGGUCUGAAUUUACAUGUUGGAAAUGCUAAUAAGCAUACUCUUGCACAACAGCAGAGUGCAGUUAUGGAAUCCAUGUUGAAUCCCGGCUAUUCCAGGGCAGCUACAUCGGAACAGCUACAGGCAUCUGCCUCUCAGUGCGCAUUUGACUGCUAUACUGCAUAUACACCCAACUAUGGCGAAUAUACACAGGAUACCAUGCAGCAGUGGUACCAGAACUCUGUUCCAUCUCACAGCUCCUCUGAGGUAUUUGUUCCAGAGUGUGGAAAAGAACAAUGUGAGCAGGAUCUCCUGUCUUCAGCACUUGCCCCAGGAGAUGGCAUCCUAGGUCCGGUACCAUUGGGGAACAUGAUGACAAAUAUCAAGUCUCCAGUGACUGGCCAGAAACGUGCGUCUACCUACCUCCUCCCUUCCCCAGAAGUGAGUCCAGAUGGCAGCUACGUUGGGCAACAUUCACAAGGCCUGGGUGGUCAUUAUGCCGAUUCCUAUUACAAGAAGAAGAGAAUAUUUUGACUUGCGUUCACCAUUACUUAUGCUACUUUUUCUUUUGCUUAAUGCUGGAACAUUCUUUUAAAUUCGAAAAUUCCCUAUGUCAGUUCAUUUUUGUUUUGAAAAUUAGAUUUUAAAUUUAAAUUUUAAACAGGUUUCUUUAAAUUUUAUUUGUUGCAAUGGAAUUUUAAAAAACAUUUGACUUCCUCUGCACUGCAUUCUUGAAGCAGAUUGAGAAUGGAUUAGCAUGCAUUUUGUUUCAUGCCUGAUGCAACUGUCCUGUCUUAAUUAUUUGAAUCUAGCUGCAUAAUCUGGUUUCAAAUUUAAGGUUAUUGCAGGCUGGAGCGGCUUUAACAUACCUCGACUGAACUUGAUACAUUUAAUUGAAUUUGAAGUACUUCAGAAUCAUAUUUGAAUGUUUCACUGUGCAAUGUAUUAAGGAUUUUGGUUGGGGAAGAUAAAUGGGCUAUGAAAAGAUAAAUGUGAACCCCUUUCUCGCACCCCAAACAAUUCCACCCCAUCCCUUUUACAAUCAUUUCACACUUUCAUUUAGUUGUUGAAUUGCACUACUUUUUUUUUAAAAGUUCACAAAUGUGCAGUAUUUUUAAAUGUACAUGAAAAUAAGCUUUAACCAUGAAUGAGUCACUCUCUCACUGCACUAACUUGUAUAUUUGAUGUAGUAGGCAUUGUUAUAUUACACUAUGCAGUACAUACUGUGUUCACUGACCAAAGCAAAACUUUACAUUUUUUGUGUUAGAAAUUAUCACUGAAAAUGCAGAAGUAUAUUAAUUUCUUCAUGAGAUGCAAUUUUUUUUCUCUUGUGUUUUAAAGGUGUUUGCUGGGUCCAUGGUUUUAUUUUGAUGGGUUAAUUAUUCUGAGGGAAUUUUCAAUUCUGAAAUGUAUAUUAGUGUAUUGGGUAUUGGUUGGUAAACUGGAAUUGGUUGAGGACCAUAUAAGAAGGUUGCUAUUUUGACCAGGAAAAAAUAUUAGGAGUAAUUUCACUGCAGUUGAAUCAUAAAUGGUGUCCCCCCCCUCCCCCCCCCUCUUGUUUUUGAAUAGUAAAACCAAGUACAAGUCUUAAAUAAUUUUUCUGUUUUUCUUUGUCCCUUUUUUUUGGUAAAUGAAUUAAAAGUUCAAAAACCUUUUUAUCUUUUUGGCUCUCUGGAUUCCCAUGGCAUUCUCUGAAUAUUGUGAUUUUGUAACAUGAACGAGGCACUGCAUGUACCUCUGAAGCCAUGAUGAUCAGUUCAGCUCAGUUUUAUUUUUGCAAAGGGCAUUUAAUGGAAAACUGAAAUUGCUAUGUUAAAGUCAACUUAUUCUGGAAAUAAAACCGUCUAAUACAGGUCA
Molecule: messenger RNA, 3619 nt
Organism: Amblyraja radiata (thorny skate)
Lineage: Eukaryota; Metazoa; Chordata; Chondrichthyes; Rajiformes; Rajidae
Gene: raver2
Product: ribonucleoprotein, PTB-binding 2
Exons: 14
Coding region: 56-2296 (746 amino acids)
Cellular component (GO): nucleus
Molecular function (GO): mRNA binding
Source: RefSeq, a predicted model, not a curated record